This is a messenger RNA of Styela clava, 3228 nucleotides long. RefSeq names its product atlastin-2-like. NCBI's taxonomy places the organism in Eukaryota, Metazoa, Chordata, Ascidiacea, Stolidobranchia, Styelidae. Gene Ontology annotation, molecular function: GTP binding; GTPase activity. The record is from RefSeq and is a predicted model, not a curated record.
UUCAGUUAUCAAAUGUGAAAUUUAAUUUUUCACAUCCAAAUUCUCGUUUUAUUUUUGUUAGAAGCUGUUUUAAAUAUUGACUGAAAAUUUUUGAGCUUGAAAAAGUAAAUAUAAUAUAAAGAUAUGCCUGGUGUUGUUGAAGUACAAGUAAAUGGGGAACCCACUCCAGCAAUAGAUGAAGAAGAAAUUAUGCCUAAAGGUCCCUAUCCUGUUCCCAUUGUUGUGACAACAGAAAAUCACAACUUUACUCUUGAUGAAGAGAAAUUGUCUUCGCUGUUACUCCAAGAUUCAAUCAAGGAUUUACACGUUGCUGUCAUCUCAGUUGCUGGAGCUUUCAGAAAAGGAAAAUCGUUUUUGUUGAAUUUUUUUCUUCGGUAUCUGCAAAGUAAUGGGGAUGUAGAAUGGAUGGGCCAAGAAGAUACUGAAUUAUCAGGUUUCUCAUGGCGAGGUGGAUCUGAGAGAGAUACAACUGGUAUAUUGAUGUGGAGUGAGGUAUUUACUUGUACCACCCCAUCAGGCGAGAAGAUUGCCGUCAUACUUCUUGAUACACAAGGAGCUUUUGAUUCUCAAUCAACAGUGAAAGAUUGCGCAACAGUAUUUGCACUCAGCACAAUGACAUCUUCUGUACAAGUUUACAACAUUUCUCAAAACUUGCAGGAAGAUGAUUUGCAGCAUUUACAUCUCUUUACUGAAUAUGGAAGACUAGCAAUGGAAGAGUUCUCUGAUAAACCUUUUCAGAGUUUGCAAUUCCUUGUGCGAGAUUGGAGUUAUCCUUAUGAAUUCGACUAUGGGUUGGCAGGAGGAGAAAAGGUUUUGGAAAAGAGAUUAGAAACGAAAGAAGAACUUCAUGACGAAUUACAGAGAGUUCGUUCUCAUAUUCAAUCUUGUUUUUCUGGUCUUUCAUGCUUCCUUAUGCCUCAUCCAGGAUUGAAAGUAGCCACCCAUCCUAAAUUCAGAGGAUGUUUGAAAGAUAUUGAUCCUGAUUUCAAGACAAACCUCAAAGAGCUUGUUCCUUUAUUACUUUCCCCUGAAAAUCUCGUCGUUAAAGAAAUCAACGGAUCUAAAGUUACCUGUAAAGAUUUAGUUGAAUAUUUUAAAGCUUACGUGAAGAUAUAUCAAGGAGAAGAAUUGCCUGAGCCUAAGACUAUGCUCCAGGCUACAGCAGAGGCGAACAACCUGGCAGCUGUUGCACAAGCACGAGAUCUGUACAUUGGUUUAAUGGAAAAGGUUUGUGGAGGUGACAUGCCUUAUGUCAAUCCGGAACUUCUAGAUGAUCGUCACAAUGAGAUUAAGCAACAAGCAGAAGAACAAUUUACCAACACCAGAAAAAUGGGCGGAGAGGAGUUCAGUGAAAGAUAUAAAAUAAAUCUGAUAAAAGACAUUGAUGAAGCUUUCGAUUCGUAUAUAAAAGCAAACGAUGCUAAAAACAUUUUUCAUGCCGGUCGUACACCAGCUACAUUCUUUGCAUGUGCACUUUUGUGUUACAUCAUAUCAGCCCUUUUUGGUUUUGUGUACAUAGACUCGUUGGCAGCAUUGUUCAAUCUAGCUUUCGUCUCUUGCCUUGCUGGACUUCUCGUUUGGUCUUAUGCACGAUUUACUGGAAAACACAACGAAGUUGCUCAAACUUUAGACAACAUUGCGAAUGCUAUUUGGGAAGGCUUCAUGAAUCAUAUGUAUGAAGCAGCUGUGGAGAAGGCACAGUCACAACCUGCCGUUCAAGAUUUUACUCGUCGAUUAUCAACUCAAGUGCAAUCAAGCUUGCAGAACAAACCGAAAACAAAUUAACUGAUAAAAAUUCCGAUGUCUCAAUUUGUUCACCUGUGAAUUCUUUGCUAAAUAUUGUGAUUUAUAUAUAAAUAUAUUUUUGUGAAAAAUCGAUUUGCAUAAAAGUCUAUCACAUAUCCAUUCUAUGGACAUUAUAACACCUGAACAAAUACAUGCUCGAUUUUAGUAAAAAAAAAAUUUGUGUUGUGUGUAUUAAUAUAUUUCUUGUUGCUAUAAUUCCUAUCUGUAUUUUUGUGUGUAAAAGUCGAGCAGAUUUCUUCUGUUUUCAAAUUAUAUAGUUGCAAAUGGGGUGAAUAAUUUAUAUUGUUGUUUGCCAGUAACAGAAGUUAUCUGGUGCGCAAUCUUUAAUGGUAAUCCGCAAGAGUAGAUAAUAUGUAAUUUGCAAAAGUUCGAACCAAACUUUUCAUAUUUUUGCUUAUCUGCUUUCAGGGUAACAAUUUAUCGCGUUCACGAGAGUCGCUCUUGUUCCACUAUUCCAUAUGUAUAGACUGUCAUCUUUGUUAAUUUUUUACCUCAAUUUUUGUUUUUGUGUGGUGAAAAAUAUGUUCCAUAUAGGAUAUAGAACCAUAUAGGAUAUAGAACCUAAUGUUUAACUCCCACAUCAUUGUCAGUCAUAUUGAAAUUUAGUUGUCAAUUUAGUCAUAUUGAAAUUUAGUUGUCAAUUUAGUCAUAUUGAAAUUUAGUUGUCAAUUUAGUCAUAUUGAAAUUUAGUUAUCAAAUUUUUCACCAAUUUUGCUUGCGGUGCUAUUUUUCUUUAUUUGUUUGUUUGCGGUCGACCGUAUUCUGCGAAAUGUAGUCUCGAACAUGACAUAUUUUGAUGCAAUGUUCCUAUAUGAUUAUUUAUAUAUUUAUCGAUUUUGUCUAUGGGUAUCUUUGGUUAAUCUUCUAAUCUUGCCAUCAAAAUGUUAGUUACUGUACCAAUAAAAAUAAUUUUUGGUCUUGGUAGUUGAAAUUUAAGAUUGUAACCAUUUUAUGGAUUGGUGUUUGAGGAAUGAUGGGUGUUUUUAUUUGAAAAUGAUAGUGUGUUAUAAAACUUAAAUUACAUAUUCUAUUACAGGACUGCAUGAUGUGAACAAGUUGUUUAUUUGUAAUGGUGUAUUUUGCAAUGAAAAGUUGUUUGUGUUUAAUAGUGUAUUCGGCAAAACCUCAUUUUACUGUUGACUGGAAAAUUUGAUGAGGAAAUAUGUUCUGGGAUCUCAAUUUUGAAAUAUAAAGCAAAUUUGGACAUAUUUCUGACAAUAUAAUAAAUAUCCCAGUUACUCCUGCCGCUGGUGGUGACUUGAGCAUUGCCUUUAUUCUGUACAAUUUUUUUUUGUUAAAUUUCCAAAUCGUUGUUUUUGGUUAGUUAUUUAAUAGCCAAUAUCUUGUGUGUUUGUGACUGCCAUUGAUUCUUAUAGGUUUUUCCCUAAAGUAGAUGUGAAAAAUAAAGAUAAUUUAUGAAAA